Hydra vulgaris (swiftwater hydra) is the source of this 2194-nucleotide messenger RNA. Its product is annotated as arginyl-tRNA--protein transferase 1. NCBI's taxonomy places the organism in Eukaryota, Metazoa, Cnidaria, Hydrozoa, Anthoathecata, Hydridae. Gene Ontology annotation, cellular component: cytoplasm. Gene Ontology annotation, molecular function: arginyl-tRNA--protein transferase activity. Gene Ontology annotation, biological process: protein arginylation. The record is from RefSeq and is a predicted model, not a curated record.
AAGUUAAGCAGUACAGAAAAAAAACAGCAAAUAUAUAAUAAAUAAGAAAUCUAAAUUAUUAAACUUUUUUUACUCAACUCUAGCAUAAAAAAAAGGAAAUUUUAAAUCAGCCGAAGAAUUUAAUCAAAUAACCUGGUACCAUCAUUACACUAUCUAAUUUUUUAUCAGCUCCAAGACCUAAAUGCAUUAUUUGAGACUAAGUUAAAAUGAAUAAUUAGCAACAAUAACAAAAAAUUCAAUAUAACUCAAAUAAAAAUAUUUUAAUCCAGACCCUUUUUCCACAAUAAGAUGUCUGGAAUAAUGUUUGCAAUUCAAAAAUUCAAAGACAGUUAAUGUUAACAAAAUUUACAUGUUAAUGAUGUCUAUUUUUAUGUGUAUAAUUUAAAUGUAAAUACUUUUUUGCCCAAAUCCUUGGUUAAUGUAUGUAAUAAAGCCCACUAAAGCCCAAAACCUAUUGGUAUGGUAUUUUUCUUCUAAACUUUUUUCGAAAAAUCAAAAUACUGAAUAUGUUGAAGAUGUUAAAUAUAUAUAUACUGUAAUCAAAAUUUUCCACAGUGUAUUUAAGUUUGUAAAUUCAAUAAAAUUUAUUUCCAAAAUAGGUUUUUUUAUUAGGUUCAUGCGCAAAGUUAUGAAUAAAAGUUUAGUUGAAUAUUUUGGAAGCGACCAAACAGGACAUUCUUGUGGAUAUUGCAAGAAGUUAAAUGGAAGUUUGAGUCAUGGUAUGUGGGCUCAUUAUCUGCAGUGUCAAGGUUACAUGGAGUUAAUAGACAGAGGGUGGCGAAGAAGCGGAAAGUAUUGUUAUAAACCUAUCAUGAACAAAACUUGCUGUCCACAAUAUAGUAUCAGAUGCGAUGCAACAAAUAUCAAGUUGACAAAAUCCCAAAAAAAAGUUGUUAAACGUUUUCAUAAGUUUCUCACCAAUGGUUUAAAAAAUGAAAAGCAAAGCUUGGUUAACAAUAUGGAAAAUUUUGAUGAUGAAUUACAUGAAGUUCAUAAAGUCGAAAAGUUAAAUUUUGAUUUUUGUGAAAACUCUAAUGCAUUUCAAAGUACUAUUAAAAAUUGUCCUAUGUUAGAAACUGUAUCUUCUCAAAUGACUUUUUAUGUAACUUCUGAAAAUACUAAUAAAGAUCGUCCUUUGUUAGAAACUGUAUCUUCUCAAAUGACUUCUCAAGCUUCUCAAAUCAAACCAGUUAAAGAUUGUUUGACUAAUCUUAAAGCUAAAAAUAUCAGAAAAGAACGAAAAAUUACAAAAUUAAAAAAAAAAGCUGAAGAGAAUGGAUUAUUAUUUGAUGAAUCUAGUUUUCAAAAAAAACAAAAGUGUCCCGAAAAAUCGAUUGAAGACUUAUUAGAAGGUUUGCCAAAUAAUGGAGUUCAUAAACUUGAGUUAAAGCUUGUUCAAUGUUGCCCUCAAUCUGAAGAGUACCAGCGCACCUUUCAUAAAGAACAUCUAUUGUUUAUUAAGUAUCAAAUGCUUAUUCAUAAAGAAUCUAUUGAAGAUUGUUCUGAAGCAAAGUUUCUUCGUUUUCUUGUUAAAGGUCCACUUGAGCCAGAAAGCAUUUAUGGUGCUUAUCAUCAACAAUAUUAUUUAGAUGGUAAUCUAAUUGCAGUGGGUGUAUUGGAUAUACUUCCAUUAGCUGUUUCAUCAGUUUAUUUUUUUUAUGAUCCUGACUAUAGUUUUCUUUCACUUGGCACUUAUUCUGCUAUAAGAGAAAUUUAUCUGGUCCGUGAAUUACAGAAGCAGCACCAUGAUCUUAAAUAUUAUUACAUGGGUUUCUAUAUUCAUUCCUGUUCGAAAAUGAGAUACAAGAAACAAUAUUAUCCAUCUUUUUUGUUAUGUCCAGAAACUUACUCAUGGAUAUCAAUAGAAAAAGCACUACCAAAGUUGGAUAUUAGUAAAUAUAGUCGUCUUAGUGAUGGCAUCAUCAAAGAACAACAAUUGGCUACUGAUCAUGUUAUGGUGUUACACAGGAAUAAAGUUGUGCAAUUUAAUACAUAUCUUCAACGAAUUACAGACCGCCAUGAAAAAGAAAAACAAAUAAAGGAAGUUGAAGAAUAUUUAACUUUGACUGGUUUAUCAGCUUUAAAUAUGAUUCUUUACAGAAGUUAAAUGUUUCUUAUAUAUACUUAAAUAGUUAUUUUAUUUUUAAAAUUUUAUGUAUUAUAAAGUUUAUGUAUAAUAAAUUUGCAUUACAAA